GUUAUGUGUGUUGUAGCUUUAAUUUUCAAACUUGUGCUGCAAAGGACAACACUAAAGUAAAAUAAAUUUAUUGUUUAAUUCACCUCUCUUUAUGGACAAGUCCUGAUUUUCUUUUAUUUGAAUUGAAGUGUGUUCAUGAACAGAAAGAGGCGAUUAGAAUGACAGAUAAGGUGUUUUCACAAGGUGUGUUCUGGACUCUCCUGCUCCCCCUGCUGGUUGGAAGUGCUCCUAUUUCUAGGGAACUGUUCCCAACAGAUUGCUCUGAUGUCUACGCUAACAGACAAACACUAAGUGGAGUGUACACAAUUUACCCUACAGCAGAGACACCUGUCCAGGUGUACUGUGACAUGGGAUGUGGAGAAAGUCAAGCUGAAGAUGGGAAAUGGACCGUGUUUCAGAGGAGAAUGGAUGGCAGUGUAAAUUUCUACAGACCAUGGGAGCAGUACAAGGAAGGGUUUGGGAACAAGUAUGGAGAAUACUGGCUGGGACUGGAGAAUCUCUACCAGCUCACAAACAAGAGACAAUAUGAGCUGAAAGUGGACCUGAAGGACUUUGACGGAGGGUCUGUUCAUGCUCAAUACUCUCAUUUCUCUGUGGGAUCUGAAGCUGAUGGCUACAAACUUCAUGUUAGUGGUUUCAUCAAUGGAGGUGGAGGUGAUUCCAUGGAGACACACAACGGACAGAAAUUCUCCACCUUUGACAAAGACCAGGAUUCGUAUCCUGAUUCGGACUGUGCUAAACGCUUUCUUGGGGGAUUUUGGUACAACAAGUGCCACACUACUAACCCUAAUGGGAUAUACCUGUGGGGCCUUGACACAACUCAUUACGCCAUCGGAAACGUAUGGAGCACUUGGAAAGACAGCGGUUAUGGUCUCAAGUAUAUUGUUAUGAAGAUCAGACCUGUGCCUGUAGCUUAGUGAGUUACUGAUAAUACUGAUAGUUUUUUAUAAUAAUAUUGUUGGUGAUGUAGGAAAUGGAGGAGGUGGUGGUGGGCAUAGGGGUAGUCAUAGGAAAAAAGGUGGAUG
This is a messenger RNA of Clarias gariepinus (North African catfish), 1025 nucleotides long. Its product is annotated as microfibril-associated glycoprotein 4-like. NCBI's taxonomy places the organism in Eukaryota, Metazoa, Chordata, Actinopteri, Siluriformes, Clariidae. The transcript has 5 exons. The coding region runs from base 159 to 917 and encodes 252 amino acids. The record is from RefSeq and is a predicted model, not a curated record. Gene Ontology annotation, biological process: elastic fiber assembly.